CACACGAAGGUCUUGCAAAUAUCUAUAUGACAUACGCUAACAAAUUAUUAUAGGAAUCAACACAAAGACAUGGACUACGAAUUAUUUGCAUAUGCUAUUGUUGUAGCACUGAUGGCUAUUUACGUAUACAACAAUGAAAGAAGAAUGGGGGAAAUGUUCUGUAAACUUGAUCAAACAGCUCAGCUACAGCAGAUAUUGCAUUUCUUUGAAACCAAGUUUGCAGAAAUUGCAGAGAAAACUAACACGAAACUGCUGGAAGCCGAAAACAGACACAAAUUAACGACUGAUCAGCUACAAAAAAAUACUGAUGACAUAACAAAUCUAACUCAGCUACAGCAGCAGACAUUGGACUCACUUGAUAAAAAAAUGGCAGACAUUGGAAAGAAAAAUGAGAUAAAACUGCAAGAUACUGAAAACAGAAACAAUUUAACGACUUCCCGUUUACAAAAACAGCUUAAUGAAAUGACAGAACUAGCUCAGCUACAGCAGCAGACAUUGGACUCACUUGAUAAAAAAAUGGCAGACAUUGAAAAGAAAAAUGAAAUGAAACUGCAGGAUACUGAAAACAGAAACAGUUUAACGAUUUCCCACCUUCAAAAACAACUAAAUGACAUGAAAAAACUAGGCCCGUCCAUUGUCACGUUUCUAGCACUUCUUAUCUCUCCAACCUAUGGCUCUAUUGCGGUUCAAGCUACUGUCAAGUUUCAAAAAACAAUAGAAAAUAUUGGAAGUGGAUACAAUACCGAAACGGGGAUUUUUACUGCACCAACCAAGGGUCUCUACCAGUUCACAGCCUCAGCAAGACAAAGUCACAAUGGAUUUUUGCACUUAGGAUUAUUUCGAAACAAUGAACAAAUGUCAGUUUCGGUUGCAGCUAACUCCAUUUCUCUAACAAUUGGUGCAACAUUUACGCUUCAAUCGGGCGAUCGUGUUUGCGUUAAAAACGUAUGGGAUAAACCAUCUGGUAUUGUAGGGGUUGGACAAACCUAUUUCUCUGGUAGUCUUGUGCACAAAAUGUAA
Molecule: messenger RNA, 1020 nt
Organism: Mytilus trossulus (common blue mussel)
Lineage: Eukaryota; Metazoa; Mollusca; Bivalvia; Mytilida; Mytilidae
Exons: 5
Coding region: 70-1020 (316 amino acids)
Molecular function (GO): protein binding
Source: RefSeq, a predicted model, not a curated record